AUGACAGGAAAAGCCCCUCUCACUGGCUUGCGUGUCUUGGAGUUGGCAGGCCUAGCUCCAGGACCAUUCGCAGGCCUUCUUCUAGCCGAUAACGGAGCAUCCGUCCUACGAAUCGAUCGAGCAAUACCGAAUGUCACCCAUACAGAUACUCCAUCGAGACCUCCACCUCCAACGAAUGAUCUCCUUACACGACACAAAUCGUCAGUGGCUAUUGAUCUGAAAUCUCCCUCCGGAAUCGAAUUUAUAAAAGCUCUCGUCUCCCACGCAGAUGUAAUACUAGAUCCUUUUCGCCCCGGUGUACUUGAGAAACUAGGAAUUGGCCCAGAUAUCUUGCUUGGUCUCAAUCCGAAGAUUAUAGUGGGACGUAUGACUGGAUUCAGAAGAGAUGGCAGAUACAAGGAUAUGGCUGGGCAUGACAUCAACUACAUUGCUGUUUCUGGCGCCUUAUCUAUGCUUGGUAGAAAAGGAGAGAACCCGCUACCACCUGCCAAUAUUCUUGGAGACUUUGCUGGUGGAGGGGCCACAUUGUUUCAAGGAAUAUUACUUGCUUUGUUUGCAAGAGAGAAGACUGGCCGCGGGCAGAUCGUCGAGGCAAACAUGGUGGAUGGCAGCGCCUACCUCGCCACAUUCCCAAGAUUGCUGUUGAAUACGCCAAUGUGGAACAAGCCGCGAGGGGAAAACGUGCUUGAUGGUGGCUGCCCUUGGUAUGAUACGUAUGAGACAAAAGACGGAAAACAUAUGGCGGUGGGCGCGCUCGAGCCGCAAUUCUUUGCAGAGCUUCUAAAAGGCCUCGGCCUCUCGGGAAAAGGAAUUGAGAGGACACGGGAUGAUCGAAGGACAUGGCCUGAACUAAAACACACCUUUACAAAAUUAUUCAAAGCCAAGACAAGGUCUGAGUGGGAGGUGAUUUUUGAUGGCACAGAUGCCUGCUGUACUCCAGUACUGGAUUAUGCAGAGCUUCGGCAAAAGGACAACGGAAGAGAAGGAGACCAGAGGCCAGCCGUGACGCUAAGGAACACCCCUAGUCUAGCUGUCUCUAAUUCGGAUCUGCCAAGAGACCCAGCUACGGGACAAGGACCCGGGAUUAAAGGAGCAGGAUACGUAGCCACAAUUCUCGUUCCUGGGCGUGGAGGUGAAGAAACACUGAACCACUGGCUCGGGUGGAAGCGAGGUAAGGAUUUCGACAUCGAAAACGGAGGUUUAAUCAAGAAAUCGAGUUCCAAAUUGUAA
Molecule: messenger RNA, 1230 nt
Organism: Mollisia scopiformis
Lineage: Eukaryota; Fungi; Ascomycota; Leotiomycetes; Helotiales; Mollisiaceae
Product: CoA-transferase family III
Exons: 2
Coding region: 1-1230 (409 amino acids)
Molecular function (GO): catalytic activity
Source: RefSeq, a predicted model, not a curated record